AUGAUAUUAAAAAUAAUUAAAAAAAUUAAAAAAAAUGUAUGGAAAUAUAUAUUUCUUUUACUAUCUCUAAAUAUUAUAUCUCUAAUAAAAGGUGGUUGUUAUCAACGACAAUUAUGUUGUAAGGGAAAAAAUAAUACAUGUAAGGAUAUUGAUGAUGGUAUUCGGCACCUACCAAUUUCUAUACGAUGGCCAGGACAGGUACCUAAAGAUUAUCGUUAUGAUUGGAGAGAAAGACCAAGUUUUGUUUAUGCUAAAGAUGAUAAUGAAAAAUUAGGAAGAUUAGUUUUACCAGAUAUUUUACAAGUUAAUGAAAAUGGUUUACAAUACCUUAGAAGUUAUGAGAGUGAUAAAUUUAAUAAAGAUUACCUUUUUGAUGAAAUGUUAACAGACAUGGAUGAUGAAUAUAUUCAGGAACUUGAACCAGAUGAAAGUAUUGAAAUAUUACAUUUUGGUGAGGAGUAUGAAGAUCCACAACCUUAUCAAGAACAUAUUAGAUAUUUAGAUCCAGAUAAUAGGACACAUGCAUAUAUACGAUAUUCAUUGAUAAACCGGUACAUACCUGUCAGAGUUGAAAAGGUUAAAAAAAGAACACGACACAGGAUGAGGCAUGAAAAAGUUCGAAAAUUAGGUAAAAAUAAAAUUGAUAAAUUAGUUCCUUUAGAACAUCAUGAUGAUGAAAAAAAGAAAAUUGAAAAUGAGAAAAAUUAUCGUUAUAAAUCUCAAGGUAAUAUUGAAUGUUAUUGUGAUAGUGCAUGCUUAAAAUUUGGUGAUUGUUGUUCUGAUUAUACUUUUGUUUGCCCACCACUUGAUUGUAAGACAUCUGAAUGGGAGAUAUGGAGUGAUUGUAUAGCUGAUGAUAAAGAAAAAAAUUGUGGUAUUGGUGAAAGAGUUAGAAAAAGAAAAAUUAUUAAAAAUCCUGAAAAUGGUGGUUCUAGGUGUGGUGUAUUAGAGGAAAAAGUAUCAUGUUUUAAAGAAUGUAAGAAAAAAAAAGGUAUAACAAGUUUAUUUGAUGAGACAACAGUAGCAUUGAUAAUAGAUUAUAAAUAUAAUAUGAGUAGAAAAUAUGACAGAAAACAUAAUAAAUUAUGGAGUAUACCAAAAGUUAUUGAAAAAUUAAAACAUUUACAGUAUUAUUGUGUUGAAUAUAAAAUAGAUUGGUUAAAUCAAAAUUGUAUUGAAGAAGUUUUUAAGAAUACUUUAUAUAAAGGUACAACAAUAUGUGGUGAAUGUCAACCAGAGGCACAGGUUCAUAGAAAAAAUCAUCGUUGUGCAAGUGAUUUAGAAAAUGGUGAAGUAGGAUUUUGGAAAUUAAUUGGUCCAAAAAGUUGUAAUGGUAUUUGGACAAGAAUUGUUAGGACUGAUAAAUGUAAAUGUUCUUCAAUGUUACCACAUCUUUAUCCAUACUUAUUGGUAUAA
Molecule: messenger RNA, 1416 nt
Organism: Strongyloides ratti
Lineage: Eukaryota; Metazoa; Nematoda; Chromadorea; Rhabditida; Strongyloididae
Product: Thrombospondin, type 1 repeat and Somatomedin B domain-containing protein
Exons: 3
Coding region: 1-1416 (471 amino acids)
Source: RefSeq, a predicted model, not a curated record